Molecule: messenger RNA, 5811 nt
Organism: Cordyceps militaris CM01
Lineage: Eukaryota; Fungi; Ascomycota; Sordariomycetes; Hypocreales; Cordycipitaceae
Product: chitin synthase
Exons: 5
Coding region: 1-5811 (1936 amino acids)
Cellular component (GO): cell septum; cell periphery; myosin complex
Molecular function (GO): cytoskeletal motor activity; chitin synthase activity; ATP binding
Source: RefSeq, a predicted model, not a curated record
AUGUACUCUGUAGCGGUUGAGCGGGUACCGUCCGCCGCCCCCGAUUUGUUCUCAGUGUUUGCUGGCCCGUCUGGCUGGACGACUGCCCGCCCGCCCCCGUCAGGUUCCUGCCUGUCUGCACAAAACCUGGAAUCUUUUUAUUUUUGCUUUGGUCAUCACAACACCAUCCCCUCGAUUCCUGUCUCGGGCUUCCUCUCGCUUCUACACGCCUGGCAACCGACGCUUUGUUUCAGACACCCUAUCGUUUCUCCCCGAGUGCCAAUUUCUGGCUGCUCGCCCAACAUGGCUUCCCAUAUGCUGAAUCUCGGCGGAGGCGCGCACACGCAGGACUCCCUGCCCUCCCUGCCGACUCAUCUUCAGUCCGAUACGCACAUCACCGCCCAUCUCGCUAGUCGUUUCCAUGUCGCCCACCCGACUGCUCGACUAUCUUCACACGCUCUCGUCUGCCUCAACACCUAUACCUCGUCCUCCAAGGGCCCCGAUGGCGGCAAAGAAGGAAGCGCCAUGGCCGGUGCUGAGGACAUGGCCGACCGUGCCUGGCUGAGACUCGGCCAUCGCUCCGAAAACCAGGCCGUCGUAUUCCUUGGUGAAUCCGGCUCUGGCAAGUCCACUAUCCGCUCACAUCUCCUUACCGCCCUGCUCAACAAGUCAUCGACCCCCCUCUCCAGCAAACUUUCUCUCGCCGCCUACGUUUUCGAUACCCUCACGACGACAAAGACCGCCACCACCCCAACUGCUUCCAAGUCGGGCCUCUUUUACGAGCUGCAAUACGACACUUCUUCCACAACCAACCCCAUCCUCAUUGGUGGUAAGCUCCUUGACCACAGACUGGAAAGAAGCCGAAUCACAGAUGUUCCUACUGGUGAACGCAAUUUCCAUGCCCUCUACUACCUUCUGGCCGGAACAAGUGCCGCCGAAAGGACCCAUCUUGGCCUUGACGACUCCCCCGUUGCCGGCGCCACCCGUUGGAAAUAUCUUGGUCACCCCACACAGCUCAAGGUCGGCAUCAAUGAUGCCGAUGGCUUCCAGCUUUUCAAGACUGCCCUCAAGAAGCUUGAAUUUCCUCGCAACGAUAUCGCCGAGAUUUGCCAGAUACUUGCUGCCAUUCUCCACAUUGGCCAGCUUGAAUUCGAAAACACCAACGAUACUAGUGUCACCGGUGGUGACAGCGGUGGCUUCUCCCACGAAGGUGGCAACUCCUUCACCGCGGUCAAGAAUAAGGAUGUUCUUGCCAUUGUCGCUGCAUUCCUCGGAAUCAACGCCAAUGAUCUGCAAACCACCCUAGGCUACAAGACCAAGAUGAUCCAAAAGGAGCGAGUCACCGUCAUGCUUGACCCAACCGGCGCUCGCGCUCAUGCCAACGAGCUCGCUAGAACCCUCUAUGCCUUGCUCGUUGCCUGGAUCAUGGAAUCCGCCAACCAGCGCCUGUGUGCCCCCGAGGAGUCUAUUGCAAACACCAUUUCCAUUGUCGACUUCCCUGGUUUCGUCCAGCAAAGCUCUACUAGAUCUGUGCUUGACCAGCUUCUCAACAACGCUGCUACUGAGGCCCUCUACAAUGUUACCCUUCACAACUUCUUCGACCGCAAAGCCGAAAUGCUCGAGUCCGAGGAAGUCAGCGUUGCCCCCACCUCCUACUUUGACAACUCUGAUGCGGUCAAGGGUCUGCUCAAAUCUGGCAAUGGCCUCCUGAGCAUUCUCGACGACCAAACCCGCCGCAACCGUACCGACAUGCAGCUUCUCGAGAGCUUCCGCAAGCGCUUCGAGGGCAAGAAUGCCGCUAUUGAAAUUGGCUCUGCCACGGCCAAGCUGCCCGGGAGCAACUUCAUGACCGAAAACACGGCUGCUACCUUCACUGUUAAGCACUUUGCCGGCGAAGUCGACUACCCUGUUAAAGGCCUCAUUGAGGAGAACGGUGAGCUCAUUUCUGGUGAUCUGCUCAACAUGGUCAACACAACCAAGAGCGAGUUUGUCGCGCGCCUGUUUGGACAGGAUGCCCUCCAAACUGUGACCCAUCCCAAUGAAAAGACCACUGUUAUGCAAGCGUCGGUCAGCUCCAAGCCUACCCGUGCCCCCAGCGUCAUGUCUCGCAAGGGCACUAGAGCUCGCCCGCCAGGUUCCCGCCGCCAGCAGCAGCAGCAGGACGCCCUCGAUCGUCUAGAGCAACUCGACAACGCUCGUGAAAAGGAUUCGCGUCGCGCCGCGACUGCCACUGGUUUAGAUCAGGGUGCUUCAGGCCAAUUUCUCUCAUCUCUGGACAACGUUCAGAAGGCCGUCACCGACCCCGGCACCAACGUCUACUUCAUGUUCUGCUUGAAACCCAACGACCGACGCAUUGCCAAUCAGUUUGAUAGCAAGUGUGUCAGGACUCAGGUUCAGACGUUUGGUAUCGCAGAAAUCAGCCAACGCCUGCGCUCCGCCGAUUUUAGUCUGUUCCUGCCAUUUGGCGAGCUCCUUGGGCUCAUUGAUACAGAGACCAUUCUCGUUGGUAGCGAGCGUGAGCGCGCUGAAAUCGUUAUUGAAGAGAGGCGCUGGCCGGGCAAUGAGGUGCAAAUUGGCUCCACUGGUGUGUUCCUUAGCGAACGAUGCUGGAUGGAGGUUGCCCAUCUUAGCGCCAACGGCCCUGCCCGCCGCGGUAUCUCGGCCGAUGGCGAAAGCUAUGGUGCCCCUGAACGCAACCCCUUUAUCGCCUCCAAGGAGCAGCUUGUUUCUGGUGGCAACACUCCCCUCAUGUACGCUGGCGAAAAGACUAAGAGUGGAUACUUUGCCGCGGGCGAUGACACUCGGUCAGAAGCUGGUGUCUCUGCCAUUGGUGGUGGUGACAUGUUUAAGAAUUUUGAUACUCGUGAGCAGAUGGCCGAGCGAGGCAAUGAGAAGGACCUGAUCGAAGUUGAAGAGUACAAGGACAGUGCGAGCCGCAAGCGAUGGGUAUUUCUUGUCUACUUGCUGACUUGGUUCAUCCCGGAUUUCCUCAUUCGCUGGAUUGGUCGUAUGCCACGCAAAGAUGUUCGCAUGGCGUGGCGUGAAAAAGUUGCCAUCAACUUUCUCAUUUGGUUUCUUUGUCUGGUUGCAGCUUUCUUCAUCGUCGUCUUUCCUCUCCUCAUCUGUCCCAAGCAAUAUGUGUACAGCCCGUCAGAAUUGUCCUCAUACAAUGGCAAGUCUGGUAGCAAGGGUGCUCUCGUUUCUAUUCGUGGAAAUGUUUUCGAUUUGGCUUCCUACACUCCUCAUCAUUACCCGCCCUACCUUAACCCCAAACUUCUCACCAACUAUGCCGGCCUGGAUAUUAGCUCCCUCUUCCCAAUUCAAGUCAGCGCUCUCUGCCAGGGCAAAGACGGCUCUGUCAGCCCCGAAGUCACACUUGACUACAAGAACACCAACUUCACCGGCAUUUCCCCUGCGCUCAUCAGCACCCAAGACCUCAACGCCAAGUACCAUGAUUUCCGCUACUACACCAACGAUACCCGCCCCGAUUGGUACUUUGAGCAGAUGACCAUGCUGCGUGCCCUUUUCAAGAAAGGCAAUAUCGGGUACACACCCAAAUAUGUGAAGACACUAAAUGAGAAGCAGCAAAAGAUUGGAAUCAUUGGCGGCCGUGUUUACGAUCUCACCACCUACAUGGCUGGCGGCCGCCGACUUAUUGCUAAACCUGGAGAGUCGCCUCCCGAUGACCCGUCCUUGGCAAAUUUCAUGUCCGACGACGUUGUCCAAAUGUUUCAGAUCCAGUCUGGCUCAGACAUGACAAAAUAUUGGAACACCUUGGCCAUGGAUGCGGCGCUACGCCAAAGAAUGAAGACCUGCCUCGAUAACCUCUUCUACGUUGGUGAUGUCGACACUCGAAACUCGGUCCGUUGCCAGCUGGCCACAUACUUGGUCCUUGCCGUCACUAUUGUCCUGGUUUCCGUCAUUGCCUUCAAGUUCCUAGCUGCUUUGCAGUUUGGUGGUAAGAGCGUACCCGAGAAUCUUGACAAAUUCGUCAUCUGCCAAAUUCCUGCCUAUACUGAGGACGAGGACUCUCUACGCCGUGCCAUCGACUCUGCUGCAAGAAUGAAGUAUGAUGAUAAGCGCAAGCUCUUGGUCAUUAUUUGUGACGGUAUGAUUAUCGGUCAAGGAAACGAUCGCCCUACGCCUCGUAUCGUCCUCGAUAUUCUCGGAGUCGCUGAUACCGUGGAUCCUGAGCCUUUGAGCUUCGAGUCACUUGGCGAAGGUCUGAAGCAGCACAACAUGGGCAAAGUUUAUUCUGGUCUCUAUGAGGUUCAAGGUCACAUUGUUCCCUUUAUGGUAGUUGUCAAGGUUGGCAAACCUUCCGAGGUUGGCCGCCCCGGUAACCGUGGCAAGCGCGACUCGCAGAUGAUUAUUAUGCGCUUCCUCAACCGCGUCCACUACAACCUUGCUAUGAGUCCCAUGGAACUUGAAAUGUACCACCAAAUUCGCAACAUCAUCGGCGUCAACCCCACCUUUUACGAGUUCAUGCUGCAGAUUGAUGCUGAUACUGUCGUUGCCCCCGAUUCUGCGAGCCGUAUGGUGUCUGCCUUCAUUGAUGACACGCGCCUGAUUGCGGUUUGCGGUGAAACUGCUCUGACCAACGCCAAGUCCUCCUUCAUCACCAUGAUUCAGGUCUAUGAGUACUAUAUUUCGCACAAUCUUUCCAAGGCAUUCGAAAUUCGAGCUGCGGAGACUGGCAAGCCACUUUUCGUGAGCCGCGAGAUUGUGGAAGACUACUCAACAAUUCGUGUCGACACUCUGCACAUGAAGAACCUGCUGCACCUCGGUGAGGAUCGUUAUCUCACGACCUUGCUCCUCAAGUAUCACAACAAGUACAAGACAAAGUACAUCUUCACUGCUCAUGCUUGGACUAUUGCUCCUGAUUCCUGGAAAGUCUUCCUCUCGCAGCGUCGUCGUUGGAUCAACUCUACUGUCCACAAUCUCGUGGAGCUGAUUCCCAUGGCCCAACUCUGUGGCUUCUGCUGUUUCAGUAUGCGCUUUGUCGUCUUUAUCGACUUGCUCAGCACCAUUGUCCAACCCGUCACCCUCGCUUAUAUUGUCUACCUGAUUGUCCUGGUCAUCCAGAACACCAGUGUUGUACCAGUGACCGCAUUCAUUCUUCUGGGUGUCAUCUAUGGUCUCCAGGCCGUCAUUUUCAUCCUGCGCCGCAAGUGGGAAAUGGUUGGUUGGAUGAUUCUGUAUAUCCUUGCCAUUCCUGUCUUUAGCUUUGGCCUUCCCCUGUACGCUUUCUGGAACAUGGAUGACUUUGCCUGGGGCAACACUCGUGUCGUGGCUGGCGAGAGGGGCAAGAAGGUCGUUGUUUCCGACGAGGGCAAGUUCGACCCAAGCUCCAUUCCCCGCAAGAGAUGGGAGGACUAUCAGGCCGAGCUCUGGGAGACUCAAACCUCUCGCGACGAUGCGCGCUCCGAAGUCUCUGGCUACAGCUAUGCUACCAAGGCGCAUCCUCACGUUUCCGAGUACGGUUACAUUAGCCGCCCUGGUUCCACGACAGGCCUGGUACCAGCCAUACCCCAAAUGUCGCAUGAUCCUCGCACCAUGUCUCGCAUGUCGUUGGCUCACUCUGAGAUGGGUGGCAACCGCAUGAGCUCCUAUGGCGGUUCGCAGUUCUUCUCUCCAGACGACAUGGUUGGUCUACCCAGCGACGAUGCUCUGUUGGCUGAAAUUCGCGAAAUUCUCAAGACAGCAGACCUGAUGACUGUCACAAAGAAGGGCAUCAAGCAAGAGCUCGAGCGUCGCUUCGAUGUUCCUCUUGAUGCCAAGAGACAGUACAUCAACAGUGCUACCGAGGCUCUCCUUUCCGGCCAGCUGUAA